This is a messenger RNA of Populus nigra (black poplar), 4084 nucleotides long. RefSeq lists its product as uncharacterized. The transcript has 4 exons. NCBI's taxonomy places the organism in Eukaryota, Viridiplantae, Streptophyta, Magnoliopsida, Malpighiales, Salicaceae. The record is from RefSeq and is a predicted model, not a curated record. Bases 1227 to 3938 code for a protein of 903 amino acids.
AUAAAAAAUACACCCACCUCUCUCUCCCCGACACUUGUAACGGACCACACUCUCCAUCUUUAUUUCUUGUUUUUUUUUUCUUUCUUUCUAGAAAGAAAAAAAUCUAUUUUUAAUUUUUUUCAAGAUCUGGUAAAUGAAUCUAUUUUCGGAGUUAAAAGAGCUGAUUUUUUUUAAUUCUCUUCUCUUAGUUUCAAUUACAUGAUUUUCUUGGAUCCUUUCUGUUUCUCGCUUGCUUCUUUGCUGGAUUUCCGAUCUAAGGUUUCUUCUGCUGCUACAUUGCACUACUUGCUUAAAUAAUCUUUUUUGUAAUGAGUGAUAACCAUGGAAAUAUUUCAGCUCAGAAGGUCCAAUCUCUUGCCUAUUUCUCAUCUUCAUACCCAUAAUCUUAGCAGAAAAGGUAAACUAUUUUUGUUACACAUUUUCAGCUUAGAAAUGUGGUGGAAGUUUAUUCUUUCAUUUUUUCACCCUGCAUUUUUCUCAAGCAUCCCAGCAGAGUCUGUUUCUUCUGCAUUGUUGUUGCUCAGUAACAGAAGUAACGCAGAAGGAAAGUAGUCUCUUGUUCGUUUCUCUUCAGAUUUUCUCAGGCAGUUGAGCAAAAUAAUAGCUGAAAUUCCGAAAAAAAUUAAAAAUUGUAGUGUUAAUCUUUUUGCUACUAUUUACGUGUGCAUUGUAGAGGUUGAUGAGGAGCUAGAUUGAGCUUUUGGCUUUGUUUCUUUGCUUUAGUUAAAGUAGGUUUUUGAUUGAGUUUCUUUAUGACCUUUUAAUUAUCUUUUCUCUGUAGUGGCAUGCCCAUGAUUUUGCUUGCUUCUUCUUUUACUAAUUCUCUGGCUAUAAAAACAUAUGCUUGCAUUUCUUUAAGCUGUACUCAUUAACCAUAUUCGAUAUUUUUAUUAUGUUUUUUGUUUUUAAGCUUCGCAUGCUCGAAAUGACAGUUAAUUGAUGAUUUCUGGAUUGGAUUAUUUUUAAUUUUUGCAAACAAUAUUUUGAAGAUUUUAAAUUUGCUACCCCCUUCCCUUUUACUUGUGACAGCAAUCCUCAUGGUGUGCAAGAAAUUCAUUUCCAGGAAACGGGCCGGUUCGGGAACCGAGAAUCUUCCCAUAUUUGGCCUCUGAUUCUAGUUCUUGUGGUGAUUCCCAUAUUUUAAAGAACUGUUCACUUGUGAGUUGGGGUGGAGAUCUCCAAAAAAGGCGGUUGGAACACCGACAAAGAAGUUAUUAGCAGAAGAGAUGUCAAGAGAAUCUGAAUCCAGAAGGUCUCCGAGUGUUAUUGCCAGAUUGAUGGGCCUUGAUGGGCUACCACUGCAGCAAUCUUCUCAUAAGCAUCCAAAGAAAUCCUUGGAGAACUACACCCAAAGAAUGGUAUUGGCAGAGAUAGCUCAAAGAAACAGAGGCUCAUAUGGUCGGCGGUCAUCCAGAAAAAGCUCCAAGGAUGAGCAAGAAUUUAAAGAUGUAUUUGAAGUUUUAGACACUUCAAAGAUGGAUAGUAGUAGUUACUCAUCAUGUGGAAAUGGACACUCAGAGCUCACAGCAGCUGAGAUGGCAUUCAUUCAGCAGAAAUUCACGGAUGUUAAAUGGCUUUCUACCGAUGAAAAACUUCAGAAUUCAAAAGAAUUUCAUGAUGCUAUUGAGGAUCUGGACUCCAACAAGGAUAUUUUGCUGAAAUAUCUUCAGCAGCCAGAUUCUUUGUUCACAAAGCAUCUGCAUGAUUUACAAGGUAUCCCUCCACAAUCCCAUUGCGGUCGGACUCACAUACCAGCUAAGAAGUCAUCAUAUCCUGCACACUGUGGGAGCAUUGGCCUAGGCUGUAAUAUAGAGAGAGAAAACCCAUUGAAGAAUCGAAGAAAACCUCAUGUUGAUCCUUCUAGCUACUCUUAUAGUAAGCUUGAAGCUCAAAAUCCAGUCAAGUUGUCAAAAGUUCAACUGGAUCAGAAAGAUGAAUCCGCCAUUCUCCCUACAAGGAUUGUUGUUCUGAAACCAAAUAUCGGAAAAAUGCAGAAUUCUAAGAAAAAUACCUCAUCAUCUCAAUCUUCUCAUGCAUCACCUUCAGAUUGUAGGAAACACACUGAAACUCCUAGUAUCAAGAAAAAGGAGGUGGUGUCAUGGGGAAAGAAAAGUUUUCCUGAUGACGCAGGGCCCUUAAGGUAUAAGUCUAGAGAAUCUAGGGAAAUUGCAAGGGAAAUCACCAGGAAAAUGAGAAAAAAUUUCAUAAACAGCUCCAUGAAUUUUUCAACUUCUGGUUUUAGAGGCUAUGUCGGGGAUGAGAGUUCAACUGAAAAUGAGUCUGCAAAUGAAUCAGAGGAGACCGCAGUGAAUUCCAGAAAUUCCAUUGAUUGGAGUAACCGAAGCAUACCUUCAUCAUCAUGCUCUAACGAAUCAUUGGUGAGCAGAGAGGCCAGGAAGAGACUCUCAGAGAGGUGGAAACUGACUCAUAAGUCUGUGAACAUGGGAAUUGUUAGUCAGAGCAGCACACUAGGUGAAAUGCUUGCUACCCCCAACUUGGGAACAAGGCUAGGAAAUUCAGAUGCCAUGAUCUGUAAAAAAGUAUUCAGUGAUGACGUUGAUUGCAAUCAUGGAACAGUUAGGUGGGAUGAACCUUUGGGUAUUAGCAGCAGGGAAGGCUGGAAGGAUGUUGGUACUGGGAAUCUUUUGAGAUCAAGGUCUGUGCUUGCUUCAUCUACUAUUAUCAGUAGUCCUAGAAUAGACAAGCGCCGUGAAAAUGUUUCCCAUGACAGUUAUAUGAUCCCUAGACAAGUGAUCUGGCAGGAAAGAAACAGAACAAUAAAAGGAAAUUUCAAUAAGAGAGAAUGUUCGUCUUCUAGAAAUUCCAGAUCACGUUCUAAGAAAUCUCACAUGUCUAGCUGCUCGUAUAGAUAUCACAGUGAGACUUCCUUGGAUAUUAAUUUUGGCCAGGAUCAAGUGCAGAGUGACAUUGCAGAAUAUGAUUCACUGGAACAAAUUUGUACAGUUUCUGAGACACCAGCUUCUCUUGUCACAGAUACAGGUUUAGUUUUUGAAACUAUGGUGGAUGUGGUAAUUGAGAACAAAGCCAUGCAAUCUAAGCCUAUGGACCAAGAAUCAUCGACUUAUAUGUUGGUAAAAGGCAAUUCCUCUGCUAGUGAUCUAGAAGUUUCAAGCUCAAAGGAACCAUCAAAUGGGCCGUCUAAGAAAGGUUCAAUUCCCAUGCAGCACUCUGUAGCCGAAGUAGAAACUCCAGCAAGCUCGAAGGAGGCUGAUCAGCCCAGUCCUGUCUCAGUUCUUGAAACUCCUUUUCCAGAUGACCUGUCAUCUGGUUCUGAGUGCUUUGAGGGUCUCAACGCUGACCUGAAUGGACUUCGGAUGCAGCUUCAACUUCUUAGGUUGGAGUCGGAAGCAUACGAGGAAGGACCCAUGCUCAUCUCUAGUGAUGAAGAUGUCGAGGCGGGAUCUGUUGGCUUUACAGAAGCAGCACAAGUAGCUGAGGAGAGCUGUGAAUUUUCCUACAUAGCAGAUGUACUGGUGGACUCCGGUAUUAAUGAUGGCGACCCUGAUACAUUCCUGAGAACAUUGCACUCCCCAGAAUGGCCAGUCAAACCAUUGAUAUUUGAAGAAGUCGAGAAGAAGUACUGUAAUCAUGCAAGUUGGCCAAGGUCUGAACGGAGGCUGCUGUUCGACCGUCUAAAUCUUGCUCUUCUGGUGAUUUACCAGCAAUAUGCAAAUUCACACCCUUGGGUGAGGUCUGCAACUGUGAUUGGUCCCAAGUGGAUAAAAAACGGACUCAAGGAUACUCUGUGCAAAUUGGUUGCUAGCCAUGAUAGGAGAGCUAACGAGGACAUUGCAGCAGAAAAAAUACUGGAAAGGGAAUCGCAGUGGUUGGAUUUGAGGGAGGACGUUGAUAUUAUAGGUAGGGAAAUUGAGAGGCUACUGACAGAAGAGUUGGUAAGAGAGCUAGUAGCAGUGUAGGGAUGGAUUUUGCACACGAGUUCCUUGAGAUAAUUUAGGAGGUAAGAUAUAUAUACUACAGAAAUGUAGGAAUGAAAUUGAUGAAUUUCUCAUUUCAUAGAAAACAAAAUCCAUAAUAACAAAUAGUUCAACAUGUUUUUUUUUUU